CCUUCCCUCUCUCUACUUUGCUCCUACUUUCCUCUAAGUCAACAUGAGCCGGCAGUUUAGCUCCCGGUCUGCGUACCGGAGUGGAGGGGGCUUCAGCGGCGUAGGGGGCUUCAGCUCUGGCUCUGCUGGGAUAAUCAACUACCAGCGCAGAACCACCAGCAGCUCCUCACGCCGCAGUGGGGGAGGCGGUGGCAGAGUCUCUGGAGGCUUUUGUAGUGGUGGUGCUGGUGGCGGUGGUUUUGGAAGUCGGAGUCUUGUCAAUCUUGGUGGCAGUAAAAGCAUCUCCAUCAGUGUGGCGAGAGGGGGUGGACGUAGCAGUUUCGGUGGUGGUUAUGGGGGUGGCAGCUUUGGGGGUGGCAGCUUUGGGGGUGGUGGCUUUGGGGGUUUUGGGAGUGGUGGUGGUUUUGGGGGUGGUGGAUAUGGGGGUGGUGGAUUUGGGGGUGGUGGAUAUGGGGGUGGCUAUGGGCCUGUCUGCCCCCCUGGUGGCAUACAGGAAGUCACUGUCAACCAGAGCCUUCUGCAACCUCUCAAUGUGGAGAUCGACCCAGAGAUCCAAAAAGUAAAAUCUCGAGAAAGGGAGCAAAUCAAGUCACUCAACAACCAAUUUGCCUCCUUCAUCGAUAAGGUGAGGUUCCUGGAGCAGCAGAAUCAGGUGCUGCAAACAAAAUGGGAGCUGCUGCAGCAGGUGGACACCUCCACGCGAAGCCACAAUUUAGAGCCUCUCUUUGAGCAAUAUAUCAGCAACCUCAGAAAUGAAGUGGAGCGUUUGAAGAGCGAUCAAAAUCGGAUGGAUAUGGAGCUGAAGAACAUGCAAGACAUGGUGGAGGAUUACCGCAACAAAUAUGAGGAUGAAAUCAACAAGCGGACAAAUGCAGAGAAUGAAUUUGUGACCCUCAAGAAGGAUGUGGAUUCUGCUUAUAUGGGAAAGGUGGACCUUCAGGCCAAGGUUGACAACUUGCGAGGUGAAAUUGACUUCCUUACCACACUCUACAAUGAGGAGCUGUCUCAGAUGCAGACCCAAAUCAGUGAGACCAAUGUCAUCCUCUCCAUGGAUAACAACCGCAACCUUGACCUGGACAGUAUCAUUGCUGAAGUCAAGGCCCAGUAUGAGGACAUUGCCCAAAGGAGCAAAGCUGAGGCUGAGUCCUUGUACCAGUCUAAGUAUGAAGAGCUGCAGAUUACUGCUGGCAAACAUGGAGACAGUGUGAAAAGUUCAAAGAUGGAGAUUUCUGAGCUGAACCGGGUGAUACAGAGACUUAGAUCUGAAAUUGACAAUGUCAAGAAGCAGAUCGCUAACUUGCAGCAGUCCAUCAGUGAUGCUGAGCAGCGUGGGGAGAAGGCCCUCAAAGAUGCCCAGAACAAACUGAAUGAUCUGGAGGACGCCCUGCAGCAGGCCAAGGAGGACCUGGCCCGGCUGCUGAAGGACUACCAGGAGCUCAUGAAUGUCAAACUGGCCCUGGACAUGGAGAUUGCCACCUACAGGACCCUCCUGGAAGGAGAAGAAAUGAGGAUGUCUGGAGAGUGUCCCCCGAACGUGAGUGUGUCUGUGAGCACCAGCCACACCACCAUCAGCGGAGGUGGUGGACGAGGAGGCGGAGGUUACGGCUCCGGCGGUGGCGGCAGUGGUAGCUACGGUUCAGGAGGUGGUGGCGGUGGCGGCAGCUACGGCUCUGGAGGCGGCGGCGGCGGCCGUGGCAGCUAUGGUGGCUCCGGAGGUGGCAGCUAUGGUGGCUCCAGAGGAGGCAGCAGUGGGGGCCACAAAAGCGGCUCUGGAGGAGGAGGCAGCAGCUCUGGCGGUUGGGGUUCUGGUGGUGGCAGCUCUGGAGGCUCCUUGGGAGGCCGGGGAUCUAGCUCUGGGGGUGUCAAGACCUCUGGUGGCAGUUCCAGCGUGAAGUUCAUUUCCACCAGUUAUUCCCGAGGGACCAGAUAAAGUGGUCCUCUCUGUCCCAUUAGCUCUCCCCCUCCAUCACUACCAAGUUUACUUGGCAAGACCAAGGUCAUUUGUUUCAGCCUUCAUGGAGAAAAGAGCUAUGGUUAAUCAUGCCAGCUCAUCUUAUUUCCCCAGCUCUUUCUUUUCUGCUCUACUUCCCAAAGAAGUUUUCAGAUCAGUGGCUAUCUCACUUCCCUGACAAUGACCCUGCUUUGUGCUUUGCCUGAGAAACAGUUCAGCAGUUACCAUCGCACACGUGACAUUUCAAAACACCCCAUCAAGCCAGCUAGAGUAGGACUGGCUAGACCCAGGGCUUCUUUGCCAGGCUCAGAGCAAUCUCUCUGGACAGCCCCUCCGUACCCUGUCUGCUUUGGUUUUGUACAUAAGGUGUGAGCAAGUUGUUUGUCUUUUGUGGAAAGGUCUUAAACUCCCCGUUGCCUUGUUUUGCUGCAAUAAACUGCAUUUGAAAUUCUC
Messenger RNA from Nycticebus coucang (slow loris), 2404 nucleotides. It is a transcript of the gene KRT1, whose product is annotated as keratin 1. Gene Ontology annotation, molecular function: structural constituent of skin epidermis. Lineage: Eukaryota; Metazoa; Chordata; Mammalia; Primates; Lorisidae. The transcript is spliced from 9 exons. The record is from RefSeq and is a predicted model, not a curated record. Gene Ontology annotation, biological process: keratinization; intermediate filament organization. Bases 44 to 1930 code for a protein of 628 amino acids. Gene Ontology annotation, cellular component: keratin filament.